Molecule: messenger RNA, 429 nt
Organism: Fusarium sp. VM40
Lineage: Eukaryota; Fungi; Ascomycota; Sordariomycetes; Hypocreales; Nectriaceae
Source: the annotation of a GenBank genome assembly
AUGCGCUUCCUCACUACCCUCCGCCCAACAGCCCGCAUCGCGCCGCGCCUCACAACCCUCCCCCGUCCCUUCCACCAAGCCCGCACUCUUCGCAAGGAAGAAUCCAAGGAUGCCAACGGCACCUUCAUCGACGGCCUGGCAGAGGGCGAAGCCAAAGGCGUCACAGGCGGCGGCGAGCCCCUCGAUGCUUCGUCCAAGAACGCGCCUCCCCAGCCCAAGGUGUCCAACCAGAGCAUCCCCGGCAACCAAACGGAUCAGUUGACGGAGGAGCAGAAGCGUGAGGUGGAGGAACACAACAAGGAGUUUGAUGCGAAGCAUGAUCGCGGAAAUAGAGCGGAUGACGAUAAGGUUGAUAAGAACUUCUGGGGAGGGGCGAAACAUGGGGAGCAGGAGAAGGAGAACGCUACGCCGCCUAAGGAGAAGAAGUGA